Fimicolochytrium jonesii is the source of this 465-nucleotide messenger RNA. RefSeq lists its product as uncharacterized. The record is from RefSeq and is a predicted model, not a curated record. The transcript is spliced from 3 exons. NCBI's taxonomy places the organism in Eukaryota, Fungi, Chytridiomycota, Chytridiomycetes, Spizellomycetales, Powellomycetaceae. Bases 1 to 465 code for a protein of 154 amino acids.
AUGGCACGUACGACGUUCCGAGUGCGUACAGACGGCAAACCAUUCAAGUCGGUUGACGCCAGGCUCUUGGCUGCGCACGGCCUCUCCGUCGAAAUGGAAACGGUGGCCGAAUACACCAUAGUAAAGGUCGAAGGCCCAACAAGCGAUGUAAGAAGCGCUGUCGAAGAACUUCGCAGCUCCUUUUCCGAUCUCCAUUUCACCUUUGGGGUGAUCGAGGAAGCUGCCGGCGACGAGACCAUGUUCCGGGCGGCGGUCAUAAAGAAGACCGCCAAGCACGGAAGCAUCAUCCGGCGCGGAUCAAGCGGUGACAUGGACAAAGCAUAUCUGGUGCAGCCUCCGCCGUCCUAUGCGGCAUCUGUCGGUCUCCUAGAGCGGAUGGCGUCCUGGCCCAGCCACAUCAGGAAGAGUGUGCCGGGCGGCCCACAGCGACGGGAUCGCAAACUGAAGGAAACCCUCGAGCCGUGA